AUGGUGGUGGAGCCACAACGGAGCUUUCGACUACACGUGUCACGCAACUUUGGUAUCCGGUCGCUCUCGGACUUUAUCCGUGCUGGCGAGGCUUGGCCAUCGCAGGAGCAGUUUGUCCAGCGGUACCUUGACUUCACGCUCGCGUCCGCGACGCCUUGGAAACAGAUUCAAUGGCUGCGCGUGCUUUACACCGAAGCCACGCAAAUCGUUGAGCGCCUCGGUGCUUCUAGAAUUCGUAUACAGCAUACCUCCGGACGACAGCGUCUACUUCCACACCUGGGGUGUACGAGUGGGGGUCGGGUGUGCUUGGUCCCCGCUAUUCCUCGGACCGCACUUCUUUGCGUCGUCUGGCUGCCGCCGGUACCGACGAAGCAGCAUCCAAUGUCGCUUCACUCGCCCUGCAUGGGGAACGAUCACGUCAAGGCUUUUGUGCGAUCCUCCACGUAUCUGCGGCGUCUCUUGAUUCCCGUAUAUGAAGACCUUCAAUUUCGUCUAGCAUUUCGACUUCUCCCGGUUCGCUCCCGGUUCUGGUUUCUAGAAGCUUCCAACCCGCGCAUUCGCAUCUGCGUCCGUGCUGGCUGCGCGGCGAUCGAGACCGAACAGCACUUGUUCUUCGACUGCGCGCUUGCCGUCCAGUUAUGGGACCAGGUCCGCCAAAUCAUGUCGCCUUUCUUUCGCGCUCCAACGACCUGGAUGAAUGUUGCGCUGGCAACGAAGCCUCGGUUGCGGGACACUUGGAAAGCGCGCGCCGGUGUUGUUCUUGAUGUGUGGCACACUGUUAGAGCAGUGACGCUUCACUUCCUCUGGCGGGAUCGCAACCGCUGUCUUUUCGAUGGUCGGCAGCCGACGCCUGCCGCCCCAGCCUUGCUAGCAAUUUUUUCAGCUUCUUGCGCCCAUUUCCGGCACACCUUGCGUCGCCGAUACGACCCUGAACAACAACAGACGCAGCACAUGGUUCUAGCGGAGAUGAGGCGGCACGCCGGAUUUGAGGGGUUCGUGCGCGCCAAUUCCACUGUGCUGGGCGUCCGACACCGCCGCUAG
Molecule: messenger RNA, 1041 nt
Organism: Hyaloperonospora brassicae
Lineage: Eukaryota; Oomycota; Peronosporomycetes; Peronosporales; Peronosporaceae
Source: the annotation of a GenBank genome assembly